Messenger RNA from Cinara cedri, 2505 nucleotides. NCBI's taxonomy places the organism in Eukaryota, Metazoa, Arthropoda, Insecta, Hemiptera, Aphididae. The record is from the annotation of a GenBank genome assembly.
CGUAGAAUGUAGAUUGUAGAUAGUGGCCUACAGUGAUAAUUAGUAGGCAUUGUAGAUAAUGAUAAUAAAAUCAUUUUGUAUGAAAAUGUAGGUAAUUUUGUCUAUAAAAUUACAUUUUUUGAUUUAAAUUUGAAUUUAUCUUUAAUUGUAACCUAUUUCCAUUUUUAAUUGUAAUUUAAAAUAGGUGAAUGCACUUACUGCGUAGGUUUUCAAAAAUGAAUUCUAUCCCAUUUAUUGGUAUGUAUAUACUUUUAAUUAUUAUUUGAACUUGGUUUUAUUAUUUUUAAUUUUUGUUUUUAAUAUUAAUAAUUCAAAAUUAGAUAUUGGAGCAAAUUUGACAGAUCCUAUGUACAAAGGAAUAUAUAAUGGUAAUAAAAAGCAUAGAGAAGAUUUAGAAGAUGUUUUGGAACGCUGUUGGAAAAAUGAUCUAAAAAAGAUAAUUAUAACAAGUGGAAGCUUACAAGAUUCUAUUGAUGCUUUAAAGAUAUCAUCAUUGAGUGGUAGUUACUUGUGUUAUUUAAUUACAAUUAAAUUGAAUACUUUAUUCACUUUAAAAUGUAUUACAGAAAACCUGUACUGCACUGUUGGGUGCCAUCCAACUCGGUGUGAUGAGUUUAAUAAAGCUACGAGUCCUGAGGAUUACUUAAAUAGUCUAAAAAAUAUAAUAAUAAAUAAUCGACCAAAAAUAGUAGCAAUAGGAGAAUGUGGACUUGAUAAUCAAAGAUUACAUUUUUGCUCUAAACUAAUUCAAGAAAAGUAUGAUAAUCUUAUAAUUUUAUUUUCUAGGUGCCCAAUACUAGUUAAAUAUGUGACACCUAAUUGAUUUAUUAUAAUUUUUUUUUUUUAUUAAGUUAAUUUCACAUUAAUGACCUCUGUGUUAUUCGUCUUAAAUGUAAUAAAUACAUAAAUUAUUACUUGUUUAAAUACUUACUAAACAAAAAAAAGUUAACUAUUUAAAUUUAUAUUUUUAAAUAAAUUUAAAACAUUACACUAUUGCUCAACAAAUUAAAUUGUUAUGGAUCUUGUACCUAACCAUCAAGUUAUGUAAAUACAUAUUUAAUUUUAAGUAUUAUAUUGUUUAUUUUAGAUAUUUUGAAAUGCAGCUAAAAUUGAGCGAACAAUUUAAUUUGCCCUUAUUCUUGCACUGUCGUGAUGCCGCUCCUACAUUUAUAGAUAUACUGAAGAGGAAUUCUAAUUGUUUGAAAUCGGGAGGUGUUGUACAUUCAUUUGAUGGUAGUUUAAAAGAUGCAGAGGAAAUAAUUAGUUUAGGAUUUCAUAUUGGUAUUAAUGGAUGGUAAGAUAAUUAUUAUUAAAAAACAAACAUUUAAACAUUAUAAAAUGUACUGUUUCAUUGUUCAGAUUUUUUUGAAAUUUAUAUUUUUGUUACCUAUUAUUAAAAGUAUUAAAUUCAUUUUUUUAAUAAGUGAAUAAAUAUACAAAUUUAAAAAAAAAAAAAAUAUUUUUGUAAAUAAGCUAUUUAUAAGUUCACAAAUUAUUAUUGAAUAAUCCUAUAUUUAAAUGAGUCUAAUAUUUGCGCUUAAAAAUAUAUUAUUCAUUAACUGCAUUUAAUAUUAUAAGCAAUCUUAUACAUUAUACAUCUUAUCUUAUCUUUGUAUUAUUGAUGACCAAAUUAAAGUUUGCAUGGGUUACUACAAUCUUUGGGUUUGGGACUCGUAGUACUUAGAAAAUUCCAUUAUAAAACCAAAAAUAUUCUAAAAAGCAAAAAAGGUAGUAAAACAACUUUUUUAAAAUUAUUUAGAUUUUAUAUUUAAAAUCUCAGUAUAAGAUACAUUUUCAUAACACUAUACUAGAUUUAAUGUAGAGCCAAAGAAUAAGAAAAUAUUAUAAGUACUAAACCUUGGUUGUUACUUUGUUUAAGUUGUUACAUUUAAUUUUUAUAGUUCAUUACGAACAGAAGACAAUUUAAAAACAGUAUCAGAAUUACCUAUCGAUCGUCUUAUGUUGGAAACAGAUUGUCCGUGGUGUGAAAUUAAACAAACACAUCCUUCAUAUUCAUAUGUACAAACAAAAUUUAAUUCAGUGAAAAAAGAAAAAUAUAAAGAAGAUUCUAUGGUUAAGGGUAGAAAUGAACCAUCUACUAUUAAGUAAGAUCAUUGUUACAAAUUAUUCUAAUCUUAAAUUAUAGUACAUAUAAUAAAGAUGUUUGGUACUUAAUAUUACAAUACUUAAUUUAAAAAUACUAAAUAUAUAUUUUUCACUAUCUGUGGAUAUGUAUUGUAAUCUUUUAGUUUUCUACUUAAAUGUAUAAUAUAUUAGUUGUAUGGUUUUUAUUUUGUCAUUUAAAUUUACAUUCUAGUAAUUAAUUUACAUUUUUUUUUCAGACAAGUAUUGGAAGUAUUAUCUUCAUUAAAAAAAGAAGACCCAGUAUAUUUAGGAAAAAAAAUAUAUGAAAAUACUUCAAAUGUAUUCUUUAAAGACAAGUAGUUUUAAAUUUGUAUUACCUAUCUAAUUCAAUGGUUUUAUAUGAAUAUGUUUGAACUAUAA